GGCCGAUGUCCAUAGGGUGUGUUUGAAUACAGUGAUUUGGAUUUGGUAUUUGUGAUUGAAUUUUUAAAUGUUAAAUCAUGUGUUUGGAUAUUAAGUAUAUUAUUUGGUAUUUGGAUUUGUGCCAAAUUCAUGGGGUGAUUUCCAAGUACAUGUCUAGUGUGUUACUUGUCAGCUUCAAAUACAUUUCAACAAUUAGUAAUUUGAAAUACAUCCUAACAAAAGAUUUGAUCAAUUUUUAAAAGGGUUAAUAUUUUCGUAUGGCCUGAACUUUGACCAAAAUAAACAUCCUGGCCAAUCUUUUCGAUCUAUAACAUCCUGGCCCGAACUAUACACCAAAAUAAACAAUUUGGCCAAACCCGAUGUUUGACCGUUAACUUGGACGGUCAAAUGCGUUGACUAACGGUCAACGCGCCACGUCACGGCCAAGUCAGAAGAUCUGAUAAAUAUUUAAUUUUUUUUUUAUUUUUGGUUUAACUAAGGUAUUAGAUGAUUUUUUUAAUUUAUAAUAAUUUAAAAUUAGGGAAUGUGUGGAAAUUGUGAAUUAUUUUAAAUAUUUUAUGCUGACUUGGCAGUGACAUGGCGCGUUGACUAACGGUCCACGCGUUUGACCGUCCAAGUUAACGGUCAAAAGUCAGAUCUGGCCAAAUUGUUUAUUUUGGUGUAUAGUUCGGGCCAGGAUGUUAUAGAUCGAAAAGAUUGGCCAGGAUAUUUAUUUUGGACAAAGUUCAGGCCAUACGAAAAUAUUAACCCUUUUUAAAAUUUAGGUACUAUAAACAUGCAAAGGUACCAAAAUGUAAUAUAAAGUAAGAAAAAAUAAAUUUGGAUACCAAAGUGUAAUUUAACAAAAUUCGUAGUGAGUGAUCAGUAAAUUCAAAAUUAAAAUUAAAAAAUAUAAAAUUUAAAGUACAAACAAAUUACAAAUGAGUUUCUAAACAACGAAUUUGAAUUACAUAUAUUUCAAAUACAUACAUUUUUUUAUUGUAACCUGCAAAAAUAUAUGUAUUUAAAUUAGGCCGAUGACUCCUUCGUGUAGCCUCGUUGGACUACAUUACAGCCCACAACCAAUAUGGACUGAGCGAGAGCUUGGGCUGGUAUUUAUGGGCUUUAGAACAAUGUUAGGCAUGGCCCACCUGAGAACCUGGACUGAACGAGCUGUGCCACAUGUCGGCUUUCGACUCGGUCAAGAAAAAAGGAACUCCUAAAAUUCAGGAUCCCUUUCCCUCCGCCAGAAGACUACGCGAGAAAAUUCAAAUCCGUCUCGAACAAGGAUCGAUCCUCCACCGUCCAAUACAUCGAAUCGACGGCCCAGACUCAAACAUCUCCUACAGAACAUUCCAGAACUGAAUCCCCUGUAAACUCUAUAAAACGGAACUCCCCCCCUGCACAUUCCGCCAUCUGAAUCGAAUCAGAGAGUCACACAACAACGACAGUUCGUCUGCGAUAACAUACUGCUAAUCCCCCGAAAGAAAUCGAAUAAGAACCUUUCACAGUUCUACCUUCCGACUGUUCAUCGCUUCAUCAUGCCAGGGAAAGGAGAAGGUCCGGCGAUCGGCAUUGAUCUCGGCACGACGUACUCCUGCGUCGGCGUCUGGCAGCACGAUAGGGUUGAGAUCAUCGCCAACGAUCAGGGAAACCGAACGACGCCGUCUUAUGUCGCGUUCACCGACAGCGAGCGCCUGAUCGGCGAUGCCGCCAAGAACCAGGUCGCAAUGAACCCUACCAACACCGUCUUCGAUGCUAAGAGGCUGAUUGGUAGGAGGCUCAGCGAUCCAUCGGUGCAGAGCGACAUCAAGCUCUGGCCAUUCAAGGUGAUCGCCGGUCCAGGCGACAAGCCAAUGAUCAAUGUCAGCUACAAAGGCGACGAGAAGCAAUUCGCCGCCGAGGAGAUCUCAUCUAUGGUCCUAAUUAAGAUGCGAGAGAUUGCCGAGGCUUUCCUAGGCACAGAAGUGAAGAAUGCCGUCGUCACCGUCCCUGCCUACUUCAACGACUCACAGCGGCAGGCAACCAAGGACGCUGGUGUGAUUGCAGGCCUCAACGUCAUGCGCAUCAUCAACGAGCCUACUGCCGCUGCCAUCGCCUACGGCCUCGACAAGAAGGCCACCAGCGUCGGCGAGAAGAACGUCCUGAUCUUCGAUCUUGGCGGUGGCACCUUCGAUGUCUCCCUGCUGACAAUCGAAGAGGGUAUCUUCGAAGUGAAAGCCACUGCUGGAGACACUCAUUUGGGUGGCGAGGAUUUCGACAACAGGAUGGUGAAUCAUUUCGUUCAGGAGUUUAAAAGGAAGAACAAGAAGGAUAUCAGUGGGAGCCCGAGAGCUCUUAGGAGGCUUAGAACUGCUUGCGAGAGAGCCAAGAGAACCCUCUCCUCCACCGCGCAGACCACGAUCGAGAUCGAUUCCCUCUUCGAGGGGAUCGAUUUCUACUCCACCAUCACCCGGGCGAGGUUCGAGGAGAUGAACAUGGACCUCUUCAGGAAGUGUAUGGAGCCCGUGGAGAAGUGCUUGAGGGAUGCUAAGAUGGACAAGAGCACGGUGCACGACGUGGUUCUUGUGGGCGGUUCCACUAGGAUUCCCAAGGUCCAGCAGCUCCUCCAGGACUUCUUCAAUGGGAAGGAGCUCUGUAAGAGCAUUAACCCAGACGAGGCAGUGGCUUAUGGUGCGGCAGUUCAAGCUGCAAUUUUGAGCGGCGAGGGUAAUGAGAAGGUUCAGGACCUACUUCUCUUGGAUGUCACCCCUCUGUCUCUAGGGCUGGAAACUGCUGGAGGUGUGAUGACUGUCCUGAUUCAAAGGAACACGACGAUCCCAACCAAAAAGGAGCAAGUUUUCUCGACCUACUCCGAUAAUCAGCCUGGAGUGUUGAUACAGGUCUAUGAAGGCGAGAGGACGAGGACGAGGGACAAUAACUUGUUGGGCAAGUUUGAGCUCUCUGGCAUUCCACCUGCUCCGAGGGGGGUUCCUCAGAUCACUGUGUGUUUCGACAUUGAUGCCAACGGCAUCUUGAAUGUCUCGGCGGAGGAUAAAACGACAGGGCAGAAGAACAAGAUCACGAUUACCAACGACAAGGGCAGGCUGUCGAAGGACGAGAUUGAGAAGAUGGUUCAGGAAGCCGAGAGGUACAAGGCUGAGGAUGAGGAUCACAAGAAGAAGGUGGAGGCGAAGAAUGCGUUGGAGAACUACGCUUACAACAUGAGGAACACGGUGAGGGACGAGAAGAUUAGCUCCAAGUUGGCCGCAGACGACAAGAAGAAGAUUGAGGACUCCAUCGACCAGGCGAUUCAGUGGCUGGAUAACAACCAGCUCGCUGAGUCGGAUGAGUUCGAGGAUAAGAUGAAGGAGCUCGAAGGAAUUUGCAACCCUAUCAUUGCUAAGAUGUACCAGGGUGGCGCCGGUCCUGACAUGGGUGCCGGCGGUCAUGCUGACGUUCCUCCGGCAGGCGGCAGCAGCGGUGCCGGUCCAAAGAUUGAGGAGGUCGAUUAAACCGAUGAUACGGUGGCGUUUUAAGUUCGAACAGUGCGUUUUGCAAUUUUUGUGGUGUUUUUUUUUAAUAACCUUUUUGGUUAUCU
Molecule: messenger RNA, 3559 nt
Organism: Linum trigynum
Lineage: Eukaryota; Viridiplantae; Streptophyta; Magnoliopsida; Malpighiales; Linaceae
Source: the annotation of a GenBank genome assembly